AUGGCGGCCUGGUCCUCCCCGUCACCCAGAAUCGGCCCGGGCCCCAGCGAGAAGGAGGAAUGGUGGCCUGGUCCUCCCCGUCACCCAGAAUCGGCCCGGGCCCCAGCGAGAAGGAGGAAUGGCGGCCUGGUCCUCCCCGUCACCCAGAAUCGGCCUGGGCCCCAGGGAGAAGCAGGAAUGGCGGCCUGGUCCUCCCCGUCACCCAGAAUCGGCCCGGGCCCCAGCGAGAAGCAGGAAUGGGGGCCUGGUCCUCCCCGUCACCCAGAAUCGGCCCGGGCCCCAGCGAGAAGCAGGAAUGGGGGCCUGGUCCUCCCCGUCACCCGAAGCGGCCAGGGCCCCAGCGAGAAGCGGGAAUGGGGGCCUGGUCCUCCCCGUCACCCGAAGCGGCCAGGGCCCCAGCGAGAAGGGGGAAUGGGGGCCUGGUCCUCCCCGUCACCCGAAGCGGCCCGGGCCCCAGCGAGAAGGGGGAAUGGGGCCCUGGGCCUACCAGUCACCCCGAAGCGGCCCGGGCCCCAGCGAGAAGGGGGAAUGGGGCCCUGGGCCUACCAGUCACCCCGAAGCGGCCCGGGCCCCAGCAAGAAGGGGGAAUGGGGCCCUGGGCCUACCAGUCACCCCGAAGCGCAAGAAGAGGGAAUGGGGGCCCGGGCCUACCCGUCACCCCGAAGCGGCCCGGGCCCCAGCAAGAAGGGGGAAUGGGGGCCCGGGCCUACCCGUCACCCCGAAGCGGCCCGGGCCCCAGCAAGAAGGGGGAAUGGAGGCCCGGGCCUACCCGUCACCCCGAAGCGGCCUGGGCCCCAGCAAGAAGGGGGAAUGGAGGCCCGGGCCUACCCGUCACCCCGAAGCGGCCCGGGCCCCAGCAAGAAGGGGGAAUGGAGGCCCGGGCCUACCCGUCACCCGAAGCGGCCCUUGCCCCAAGAAGGGGGAAUGGAGGCCCGGGCCUACCCGUCACCCGAAGCGGCCCUUGCCCCAAGAAGGGGGAAUGGAGGCCCGGGCCUACCCGUCACCCGAAGCGGCCCUUGCCCCAAGAAGGCGGAAUAUGGGUCUGGGCCGAACCCUGACCCUGACCCUGAAAAGUCAGGUCAAAGUAGAAGGGAUAUGGACCUUUGCCCUGACCUCUAA
Molecule: messenger RNA, 1119 nt
Organism: Apodemus sylvaticus (European woodmouse)
Lineage: Eukaryota; Metazoa; Chordata; Mammalia; Rodentia; Muridae
Product: collagen alpha-1(VIII) chain-like
Exons: 2
Coding region: 1-1119 (372 amino acids)
Source: RefSeq, a predicted model, not a curated record